CCAGUCGCACUUUCGCUUUUGAUUGCUUGAUCCAAGUUGAAAUACUUCGAAGGGUGUGUCUGUGGAACAAUACAGGCUUUUAGAUUUGCAGAGCAAAUAUAGGAGAAAAAGUUAUCUAAUUUGUGUCAGCUUUCUGAUCACAAACAGGAAACUCAUUCUGUGUCCGUCAGUCGUCGGAGUAAAAGUUCUGGAACAGUUGCUGUUUUUAGAUGAGCAAUGAACUGCAAAUAUAAACUUAUAUUUCUGUUCCUCUGUGGCUUUACUGGGCUCACUGUCUCGGAGGAGGAAUGUAAAGAAAACCAACUGGAGGGAACAUCAUGCACCAUGAAGUUAAAAAAUCAAUUGAGAAGAUAUUAGCAGUAACAUGGACCAAUGAUAAAUCUGGGAUUGUAGCUAGAAGAAGGGAAAACAAAAAGGACGCCAUAAAUGAUGGUUUCAGAUUGGAAGUCGAUGGAUCCUUGACAUUUAUAAACAUUAGACUGACUGAAUCUGGCCUGUAUGAUUUCAGAGUUUACAAUUCUGAAGGCACAGAGACUGGUAGAGGCCAGAAUAAAAUGAAAGUUUACGCAAAAGUCCCCAAACCAGAUCUGAAGUCGACCUGUAACACCGAUGGAAAUGUUACGCUCACCUGUAAUGCUGGAAACGGGGAAGAUCUACAGUACACCUGGUUUGACAGAACGAAUCCCAUAGAAAAUAAACACACCAAAACUUUGAUCUUGCCUGUAGCGAAAGUGAAUAAUCCGUAUUCUUGCUCUGCCAAAAAUCCCGUUAGUGAAGCCAGAAGUGAGAAUAAAACAGUAACAUGUCAAGAUGUGAAGAAAGCAGUGGGUGAUGAUGUCAAAUUUCGUCCAGACAAUAUUCCUUCUCCUACCGUCAGCAUUAUAUGGAAACACAAAGACAAUGAUGGAAUUAUGGUCAAGGCGAUUGAGUGGGACACUGAUGAUGUUGAUGUUCCGAAUCCUAAAUUUAAAGACAUCGCAACUCUCGAUGAGAAGACUGGAGAAAUCACUUUAACCGGUUUAAAGCUUCAUCAUAGUGGAGUUUAUACCAUUGAGAUCAACAGUAAAGAGCAACAAAAUAAAUUCACCUUGACUGUUAUGGUCUCGGGGGAGGAAUGUAAAGAAAACCAACUGGAGGGAACAUCAUGCACCAUGAAGUUAAAAUCACGUGAGAAGACAGCAGAAGUAAAAUGGACCAAUGAUAAAUCUGUGAUUAUAGCUAGAAGGAAAAAAAACAAGGACACCGUAAAAGAUGGUUUCAGAUUGGAAGUCGAUGGAUCCUUGACAUUUAUAAACAUUAGAGUGACUGAAUCUGGCCUGUAUGAUUUCAGCACUUACGAUUCUGUUGGCACAGAGACUGGUAGAGGCCAGAAUAAAAUUAAAGUUUACGCAAAAGUCCCCAAACCAGAUCUGAAGUGGACCUGUAACACCGAUGGAAAUGUUACGCUCACCUGUAAUGCUGGAAACGGAGAAGAUCUACAGUACACCUGGUUUGACAGAACGAAUCCCAUAGAAAAUAAACACACCAAAACUUUGAUCUUGCCUCUAGAGAAAGUGAAUAAUCAGUAUUCUUGCUCUGCCAAAAAUCCCGUUAGUGAAGCCAGAAGUGAAAGUAAAACAGUAACAUGUCAAGAUGUGAAGAGAGCAGUGGGUGAUGAUGUCACAUUUCGUCCAGACAAUAUUCCUUCUCCUACCACCAGCAUUCUAUGGAAACACACAGACAAUGAUGGAAUUAUGGUCAAGGUGAUUGAGUGGGAGCCUGUGGAUGGUGUUGACGUUCCGAAUCCUAAAUUUAAAGACAUCGCAACUCUCGAUGAGAAGACUGGAGAAAUCACUUUAACCGGUUUAAAGCUUCAUCAUAGUGGAGUUUAUUCCAUUGAGAUCAACAGUAAAGAGCAACAAAAUAAAUUCACCUUGACUGUUAUGGGUCAAGAUGUGAAGAGAGCAGUGGGUGAGAAUGUCAAAUUUCGUCCAGACAAUAUUCCUUCUCCUACCACCAGCAUUCUAUGGAAACACAAAGACAAUGCUGGAACUGUUGUCAAGGUGAUUGAGUGGGAGCCUGUGGAUGGUGAUGAUGUUCCGAAUCCUAAAUUUAAAGGCAUCGCAACUCUCGAUAAUAAGACUGGAGAAAUCACUUUAACCGGUUUAAAGCUUCAUCAUAGUGGAGUUUAUUCCAUUGAGAUCAACAGUAAAGAGCAACAAAAUAAAUUCACCUUGACUGUUAUGGAGCCUGUCCCCAAACCAGAGAUAAGAAUAGAGCCCACAAGUAAUCGUGAUGUCAAGUAUUUAAUAUGUGAUGCUGAUGCAACAAUCAUCUGGAAGAAUUCUGCUGGAGAGACACUGAGCGGCACACCCAUUUCCGGUCCUCCAAAAGGAGAGUCCAUAACAGUUAAAAAUACUCAGAACCGAGACAACUACUACACCUGCACACUCAAGAACGAUGUGAGCGAGAAGACCAGUGAUCGAGUCUAUGAGAAAGAUCUGUUUCCUGAUCCCGGUCCCUCUACUGGAUUAAUCGUUUUUUUGGUAAUUUUUUUGGUUCUUCUUUUCCUUGGAAUCGUGGCAUGUCUGCUGUAUAUAUGCCACGACAACACUCAUGAAUCUGUUCACAAUUCCUGUGGAAAUGCACCAAUCUUGGGGGGAGUUUUGCGCUGUCUGGAUAGAUGCCGAAAAAACCCAGGCACAGAUAAAAAUGAAAAUCCCGACAAUGCCGCUAAUCAGCCGCUGAAAGAUGUGACUGCAUCCCCAAAGGAGGGGAAAAUCUGGAUUCGUAGUUGGGAAUGGAUGUCUAGCCUGAUAAGAAAUUAAAAGUGCUGAAUCUGAUAAACAACAAGCUUCUGCAUUAUGGCGGGGAAAUCUUAAUCUGAACCUCAUCUACCAAAUCUGAAGAAUCAUUUGUCGGGAGAAAUGUCUUAAACAGGAACAAUCUUUGUUUUGUUUUUCUUGAAUUAUCAAUUCAAUAGAAAGGACCAUAUAUAAACCAUAUGUUUUUUUUUUUUAUAAAUCCCCCAUGAGGUUUUAACUUUGAGUUUGCUGUGCUGUGUUUGUAAUGCAGACAAUGCUGAUGCGUUUUUCAAAUCUGAUUUUAGGACUGAUCCUCCUAAAUGUUAUUUGCAAGUUUCUGCUUGAUUAUGGCAAAAAUCAUAAUCAUGAUGAAAUUGUGUGUUGAUCCCCUCGAGGCUUACAGUAGAUAGUGUGUGUCAAAUACGUUCAGAUCAGCUUGAUGUAAAUUCAGUCAUAUACUCAUCCGUGUGUUGUUAUAACUCUAUACAACUUCAUUUCUUUUUCUUAACGCAAAGAGAGAAAUUGUGGAAACAUGUUGUCAGUGAUGUCAUACAAUGGCAGUUUAUGGUGACACAUCUUCAAGGUUCAACAGAACACAAAAGUAUAAUUCAGAAGUCUAAUAAUUUAUUCAUGAGACUAGGGUAGCAGCGAUAUACCGGUUUCACAGUAUACCACGGUUUGAACAUUUACAUUUGCUUGUCUACGGUAUUGAGAACAAAAUGCAACCGGACGGAGAAACUCACUUGCGCGUGUGCAUCUCCUUUAUUCCUUGUCUGCCUGUCAGACUCGUCAACUUGCGACACACAAGCACCGACCACACAGAGAAAUGCCAGUUUCUGAGUUUAAAGUUAUUAACAUGAUCUGCUUCUGUAAUAUUUGAACUUUAAUAAAGCUAUAACGCAUUAAAAUAACUGCAUUUAAGAUGUAACACAUGUUUCCUUUAAAGAGCUCCGGCUCCGCUUAUUCCACAACGAGACUGCUUCUGAAUUUACUCCUCUUUUUUUUAAUUUUAUUUUUAUAAUUCCCUAAUACUUUGGGAUCUACAUAAAAUGAAGCUGUGAAAGUUGAGUGCAUCUGGACUGAUCUCUGUAAUUCUUCUCCUCUGUCAGGCAUGACCUGCUGCUCUCACGCUUCAUCAUUACACUUUAAUGUGAUUUCAUGUUACGUUAAAUGAGAUCCAACGACUAUUAGACAAUGAAAAAUUCUCUCGACAAUUGUUUAUUUUCGACGUUGACGAUAAUGUCGACUAAAUGUUUCAGCCCUAAUGCAAAUGAUAAUAUGCUUUUAAACUCACAUGCUUUAGUUGCUUGAAUUAAUCUGGGUGUCUGUCUUUCAGGUGCUUUAUUAAGUUUGACGUGUUUCCUCCUUUCGUCAGAAAAUUGUGAAAGCAGCGUUUACAAAUAGGUUUUCGCUGAUCUAUGAUGUUUCCCUUUUCAUCAGCCUCAAAUCCAAAGAAUUUCCAAACCAUUCCAAAUGUCCCCAUAUUUUGCUUGUUGUGAGAGUUCGAAAGUUCUCGACUCUGCAUGGUAGACCCGGUACUCGGUACUCCGGUACCUUCAGAAAUUCUGGUAUCGUAAAACAUUUUUUGUUUCAGUACAGACUUGGUACCGGAGUACUGGUAUUUUUGACAACACUAGUAGAGAUUGUUAAAUUGAAUAAUAAAUUAACAGCGAAGCAGAGAUGGUAAAAUAAAUGUAUAAGCUCAGGCUUUAUUGAGUUUUUUAAUGCCUGAUAGAAAAGUAUAUAAAUAUGUAGAGCAAUAUAAUACUUUGGGCAAUUGUAGAAUAGUCCCGUCAGUCACAGAUACACUUCAGAAAAUUGAGUACACAACUAUUUCUGGGCUUAAAAGUUCAAAAGAACAUUGUAUCUCAAAAGGAAUACAAUGUAGCCCCCCAUGCACAACUUAAAGCUCGAUGCGGCCCCAAAAUAUUUACAAAUAUUAAUUAUUACACACCAUCACCUUUACAAAUUUGUUUUCAGGAUUUUACAUGAGUAAAAGUAAUAAAAACUUUAUAUUUUGAUAAAGUUAUAGUUUCAUAUGAAAUAAUCUAAAAGUAAAAUCUAUUAGACCUCAUUUUAUAUCAACAGUGGCAGUUGUAGUUAAAGUUUCAAGAUGUUUCAGCUAGUAUUUAUUUUUCAUAAAUACAUAAAUGUAUUAUUAUUACUAUUAUUUAAGACUAGCACACUGACUUAACCAUGGUAAUAAGGAGCCUUUCCUCCUGUGUAAUAUGUGUAUAAAUUAGGGCUGUCGAUUUAACGUGUCCUGAGAAAUGCAAGCUUGCAGUACCACCUGUUUACUCCAGAGGGCAGUAAAUGAAAUUUCAUCUGUAUGAGUAACGUGCAGUUUAUAUAGUGAAGAAAACACUUCAGUAGCAGAACAACACAAACAUGCAUUACGUUCUUGCGUUCAAAAUACUCGAAGGAGCGUAAAUGCGAACUAAGGGAUCUCAAGAUGUGUUUAAAGAUUGAGUAUUAAACUAUAUUUAACUUGACACAGUGACCUAAACAUUUUAUGUUUAUGACGCUACACAAGCAUGUCUGACGCAGGUGUACAUUGACGCGACCUUAAACAAGCCCUCAUAAUAAAUCUCCAACUGAUUGAUAAAUUCACUUGUGAAAUGGAUUGUUAUGAACUGUAUGACAAUGAUUGACUUAUGAUCAAUAAUAUGGUAAUAAACAAUACAUUGUAUUCUAAAACCGCUUUUUGUCUUAUUAAUGAUGAACUGUUCUGCUACAAGAAUGUAAUGCAUUUUAAUUAUCUGAAUAUAUAUAUAUAUAUAUAUAUAUAUAAUUUUUUAAUAUUUAAAGAUAACUAUGUAUAACUAUAUAUUGAUAUAAAUAUGUAUAAUCUUUAUAUAUUGAAUUAUUGUUAUAUGAGGGGCUUUCUCAGCAAAUAUUUGUAUAUGCGAUUCAUUAAUCGGGACACCAUGUAAUUAAUUUGAUUAAAAAUUGUAAUCGAUUGACAGCCCUAGUAUAAAUAUGUAAUAUUAGUUAACAAACGGGAUAAUAAUGGGCUCAUAUAAGUAAAUAUGCGCUUCAAUUUUUAAAAGGGGGAGAGAAACUUCCUGUAGAUUUGGUUGUUGACGUCAUCAACAAAAAUAAUGACACUUGAUGCAUGUAAUGGUACUGGAAAACCAUGAACAAAACUAUGCAGCGUAAAAGGAAAUGCGACCCAGGCUACAUUAAAUACAGGUUAUGUUUAAUCUAUCGCAGGUCCACACAUGAUUUCAAAUGUCAAAUCUGUCCUGAAGCAAAACCAGUUGAGAAGCGCCGAGUUAAAGCUCCAGACAGGAGCCGUCUACAGUAUAUAUUAAUAAUCAUAGGACAUUACUUUAAAAGCUCACACAGCUGAUGUUAUUUUUCAUUUAGUAGUUCAUUUAACAUGCUAUGAUAACAUGUAAACUAACAUGCUUUAUUUAUAUAACAUGUUUUCACUGAUAUUAGUAAUUGUGUGAUACCGUGAAACCGUGAUAUCUUCUGAGACGGUUCUCAUACCGUGAAAUUCUCAUACUGUUGCAACCCUAAAUGAGACUCAUGAUUGUUAUAGAAGCAUACGAUAAGAUUUGAUGAGAAACAAACUGAAAUCGAAUGUUUUCUUUAGUGAAAAUGUUCACUGACCGUUGAUCUCAGGUGUGUGUUCUUGAUAGGGCACGAGGGUGUUAAUAACCCUUGUUUUUUGACUGAGUUCUUCUCUCUGUCCACUUAAAAUGGUCUAAAAUUUGUUCCAAUAUAGUGUGAAAAUACUGUUAAUCAGGAAAUGUCAUCCUAGUUCAGUUGUCGCUUCUGCAAUUGUACCAUUACUGUGGAAACUCAAAUUUAAUCUGGGCUUUAAAAAUCUAAAUUAAUUCCCUGUAUUCUUCAUCAUUUUUUAAUUCUCUAUAGUAGUAUGUGUAGUGUAUACAAUACUUCAUACUUGAGUGCAUGAAAAGAGGAAGUCCUGUACAUAUAAUCUUUUUUUAUAUUCCUAUUUAUUCUUCCUUCCUUUUAAUUUAAUUUAUUCUUCCUUUUCUUCUUUUAAGAACAGUGAAUACCAGAAACAUGAUUCAUGGCUUAAGCUGCUUUGAGCCAAUGGGUAACACCCAGUGUUGCAUAGCUGCUUGGCUUGGACUUUCCCUUAGUGUUUGGGUGGAGUUUUGAAAAUAUUGUUUUUGCAAGAUGAUCGAAGCAUUUUGGAAGUAUAUUUGUAAUGUUUUGGAGUUACGUAUUAAACUUUAUUUCAAAACUUUAUCACUACUUUAUCUGCCACAUCUUGUGUCUAUUAUUCCAAAUAUAUGAAUGUUCUUCAUUCACAUCACAGUUCAUUUUUCUUUAUAAUGUAAAAUUUGUGUUUUUCAUUUAUCUGUUAUAAUUUUAAUUGUUAAUUUUGCAAUGUCAAACACCAGAUUAGAAUGACCUAAAAUGAACUUUCUUCGAAAUGAUCAUUAACUUUUUCUUUCUUUUGUUUUUUGCAUU
Messenger RNA from Xyrauchen texanus (razorback sucker), 7235 nucleotides. RefSeq lists its product as uncharacterized. Bases 318 to 2807 code for a protein of 829 amino acids. Lineage: Eukaryota; Metazoa; Chordata; Actinopteri; Cypriniformes; Catostomidae. The record is from RefSeq and is a predicted model, not a curated record. The transcript is spliced from 16 exons.